Molecule: messenger RNA, 4220 nt
Organism: Pocillopora verrucosa
Lineage: Eukaryota; Metazoa; Cnidaria; Anthozoa; Scleractinia; Pocilloporidae
Product: kelch-like protein 2
Molecular function (GO): protein binding
Source: RefSeq, a predicted model, not a curated record
AGUGGAAACUCAAGUUCAAAUAUUUGUUUUGGAACAUCUUGUAUUUUGGAAUACGGUGUAAUCUUGUGUGAUCUUCAGAACAAAUCACAGAAAGCUGGGAAAAAGCACAGAUUUGAUGUCAUGGAGAAAUCAAUCUUUUGUUAACUUUUCUCUCGAUCGAAUUCAAACAUCUGUACACAAUUCACUGCUACCAAGUUUAUCUCGCUUCGAUCUUCUGGCAAUUUUUUUUUACGAUUUAGUGGCUUUCAAAGCUUACAUUCAUCAAGGAAAGCACAGUUUGAGUAAUUUAUACUUCUGUCAUGUCGAAGGAAACUAACUUUGAAACAGAACAAAGUCCCCAACCAGAGGAGAAAAUAGUGAUUCCUCCCUACAGGAGUCCAGAAUGUCACAACAAAUCUUUCCAAGUAAUGAACACCCUGCGUGAACAAAACCAGCUGUGUGAUGUUUUGUUGAAAGCAGCAGGAAGUGAGAUUCCAGCACACAGGGUUGUCCUCGCAUCAUCUAGUCCUUAUUUUUUUGCAAUGUUCACUGGGGAGCUGUCAGAAAGUCGACAAACUGUGGUAACCAUGCGUGAAAUUGAUAGCCGUGCACUUGAACUUUUAGUGCAAUAUGUGUACACAGCUGAGAUCGAAGUCACAGAGGAUAAUGUUCAGGUUUUGCUUCCUGCCGCUAAUCUUCUUCAACUAACAGAUGUCCGUGAUGCAUGCUGUGAAUUUCUGAAGGCCCAACUCCACUCCACAAACUGUUUAGGAAUCAGAGCUUUUGCUGACAUGCAUUCCUGCAGUGAUUUAAUGAUUGCUGCCCACUCAUUUGCAGAGAAACAUUUUAGUGAGGUUGUUCAGGCUGAUGAAUUUCUUGCCCUGCCAACCAUUCAAGUAGAAGAACUUGUCUGCAGUGACCAGCUUACAGUUCCCUCCGAGGAGAAGGUAUUCGAAGCUGUGGUUACUUGGGUGAAUUACGACCCUGAACAUAGACAGGAGUGCCUGGCACAACUCAUGGAGCACGUGCGACUCCCUCUGCUGUCACGUGAAUACCUCGUGAGUCGCGUGGAGACGGAAACACUGGUCAAAAACAAUAACAUGUGCAAAGAUUUUCUUAUCGAAGCUAUGAAAUAUCACCUGCUCAGUAAUGAACAGCGGUCAUCUGUACAGUCACCGAGAACUCGUCCCAGGACACCGAUUGGAUUGCCUAAAGUGAUGUACGUCGUCGGAGGCCAGGCGCCCAAGGCUAUACGAAGUGUGGAAUGUUACGAUUUCAAAGGAGAGAACUGGUACGCUGUGGCAGAGAUGAACUCUCGUCGGUGCCGUGCUGGAGUAGCCGUGCUAGACGGGCUCGUUUAUGCAGUUGGCGGCUUCAACGGUUCACUGCGCGUUCGCACAGUCGACUGCUACGAUCCUGGGAAAGACCAAUGGCGUCCUGUGGCUUCCAUGGAGGCGCGGCGCAGCACACUUGGUGCGGCAGUAAUGAAUGGACUGUUGUACGCCAUAGGAGGAUUUGACGGUACAACGGGACUCAACACUUGCGAAGUGUAUGACCCCAAGAUAAACGAAUGGCGAUCUAUUUGUCCGAUGAGCACCCGAAGAAGCAGCGUCGGCGUAGGCGUCCUCAACGGUCUGCUUUACGCCGUCGGCGGGUACGACGGCGCGUCGAGACAUUGCUUGAGCUCAGUUGAGUGUUACAAUCCAAACUCAAACGAAUGGGGUCUAAUGGCCGAAAUGAGCACGCGGAGGAGUGGAGCGGGAGUGGGUGUGGCCGAUGGGCUCUUGUACGCCAUAGGCGGACACGACGGGCCGCACGUGCGGAAAAGCGUGGAAUGUUUUAAUCCGGAGCAGAACCAAUGGCGAUCGGUAAGCGACAUGAGCAUGUGUCGUAGGAACGCUGGUGUGGCCUCGGUUAAUGGCUUGCUUUUUGUUGUCGGAGGCGACGACGGCUCCAGUAAUCUGUUUUCUGUUGAAGUUUACAACCCCCGGACAGACCAGUGGGGCUUACUGUCAACCUUCAUGACGAUAGGCCGCAGUUAUGCGGGAGUCGCCGUGAUUGACAGGCCUAAUACCUAAGGCAGUAUGAGACUCCGAGUGUUUUAGAUUUGAAAUGUUUGUUUUAAUUUAUUCCCGGGAAAUUUGCGCUAGCUGAGUGAGUCCUGUCGUAAACAAGGAUGAGGUUGUUGUUCUUUGCGUUCCUGGAUGUAGGGUGGUGCAUAUUUCGGAGAGCCAUUGGUUAAGAGCCGUUUGUUAGUUUCGAAGAAAAAAAGAGAUUUUAUCGCAUGAUAUUUAAUAAGAAAGAACAAGAAAGUGAGCUAGGACGAGAUCAUGCACACUUUUGGCCGUUGUGUUUGGCAAUUUUAUAAAUUUUAUUUAACUGAACUGUCUUACUGAAUACUGUAAUGUAAAAUACUAAAGAAAAAAUAGGGCGUAAUCAUGCAUACUUUUGGCCGUUGUGUUUGGCAAUUUUAUAAAUUUUAUUUAACUGAACUGUCUCACUAAAUACUGUAAUGUAAAAUACUAAAGAAAAAAUAAAACGAUAAUAUUUCGCAAAGGCUUAGUUACAUAAGGGGUAAAAGGGUAAGCUUUAUUUUACGAGGGUGACCCAAUCAGCCUUAAGGCUGGUAUCCAGAGGGGCCCUGGAUUAAAAAGUACAAUAAUUAAACAAUAAAUAAUAAUUUAAAAUACGGGAUGUGAUAAUUUAAAAAUACAAAAUUUAAAAAAUCGUGAACAUUUAUCAAAAAUCUAAAGAAAGAAAGUGACUCCGCGUUCUGAAUGUAACGAGGCAACAAAUUAAAAAGGGCUGAGCCCGAAUAUCUAAAAGUAAAUUUCCCAAGGCUUAGCUUCGGUUGGGCAGGUGCAAAUCGGUUCUUCUGCGAGUGUUAUGGCCAUAUACAUUGUAGUUUCUAAUAAAAUAGUUAUAUCAGUAAUGAAGUACUAGCUUACUUAAGCAUUUAUAAACUAAAACACAUUUGUGUCUUUUCCGUUUCAUUUCUACCUCAGCCACCCUAGAACACUUAAAGUGUCUUUAGAGGAGUCACGCCAAUCGAUGUGGGCAGCACGAUUUUGUAACUGUUGAAGGGUUUUACUGAAGGUGACUGACAGUUCACCCCAUGUAGUGUCGGUAUAACACAGGAUUGGCUCGAUAAGGGUAUUAUAGACACACCUCGCUGCGUUAAGAGUAAGGCAAGGCUGGUAUCCAGAGGGGCCAGUUAAACACUCGAAUAGAAAUUCCAUAUCUACGCGCGCCCAUGUAUUCUUCUCUAUGUAUCUCGCACCAAUCAUAUCACAGCUUUCUUGUAAAUGAUGUCAUGGAAGCAGGUGGCUGUGCACAAAGAAUGACAUAAACCAUAAAUUUUGAGCUAAUUUUGGUAAGUGUAAUGGUUUGUGGCCUUAACAAGAGCCUCGUCGAUUAAGGUCGAGAUUUAUCGGGAAAUGCAAGGUUCGCAUUUAACCGUAUUGUCUCAUUUUUUAAGUUAAAACGUGUUUUUCCCCGCUCCUUUACUCACAACUAACACGGCAAACAACUUGCAUUCCAUCACGCACCGAUGCAUUUUAUUUUUGCGAAGAAGUAUUUAGGCAAUAGACCACAAAAUACCUGUGUGAAUUCAAAUAAAUUAGUUUUUUUUCCCUUCUCUUAAGGUGAAAUAAUGCGAUAUUUUGGUGCGUUUGAAAGCUUCAGUCUCCCGUCUCAACCCGCCUAGGCAAAAACAAUAUGAAGAAUGCGUACACCACUUUAAGAGAACAGAUAAAAACUAUAAACUUGACCCGUUAAUAUCAGCAUACACGCCUUCGAUAUUCUCAACCUUUGAUAAAAUUACUGAUGUAAUCAUGAGGGAUAAUGUUAUCCUAACUAAAGUCGAUUUUAACUUACGAAAAUAUUUAGCCACCAAACGUCAUGCUGCUCGUAAAUUUAACAUCCCCAAGCCCCACGCAAUAACUUUUCGCGACCUACGUUUGUAGUUUUAGUGAUGUCCAUCACUGAAGGGGGAUAUGGGGAUACCCAAUUCAUUAAGUAGAUUUAAUACCAAAAGGGGAUAUAUUUACGCAUAAUCCGACAAAAAAUUUUAGCAGGUGGGAAGGCCGGAGGAAGAGGAAAGUGACUCACAGAGUUAAAUUCUCAAGCUGAUAGACGUAAUCCUGAUCACGUUGUACCAAUAGAUUAGAAAAUCAAAUCAGUUGAAGUAAGCUUAAAGAGAGAAGAGAAGAACAAAAUGGCAUAUCAUUACACAUUUACAA